Mesocestoides corti is the source of this 1227-nucleotide messenger RNA. NCBI's taxonomy places the organism in Eukaryota, Metazoa, Platyhelminthes, Cestoda, Cyclophyllidea, Mesocestoididae. The record is from the annotation of a GenBank genome assembly.
AUGGAGAAAACUAGUGCCAAUUUAAAUCGUAUCCUAGAUAAGUUUUCCGAAGUGAAGACGUCUGGCGAAGCCGUUGAGUUCCUUGGGCGUGUUAUAACCGCAGUCGGAGGUUCAAAACGAAAGGCUGACGAAAUAUUUAAUGAGGAAAUUGGACUCGUUGCCUCCUGCAAACGUCGUAUUGAACAUCUUAAAGAAGUCUCUGAGAUAGAGGGACAAAGUCUUUCUGGACCCCUCGCAGCAGAUAAUCCGCUGCGCUCCUCUGGUUUGGUUGGAAGUGUCAUUCUGGAUAGUUCCCAUGGUGAGGGGUCGACAAUAACGUCACCGUCAGUUCCACCUCCUCCAGUUCCUCCUCAUGCUCAAUUCCCACCACUUACACCAUCUGGUCAGCGCAUCUUUAUGGCUCGUUGCGACCGCCUCUUGGCUGAACACCUCUUUGCUAUGGGUCACUACAGAUCUGCCUUGGCUUUGGCACGUCAGUGCCCUGAUGCUGAUGAGAUUUUGAUCGAGAUUUUUCAAGAAGCUCUCAAUAUUCAGGAAGCACUAACCAAAGGCGACACUGAACCCGCACAUAAGUGGUUUCAAGAGGCAAAGUUUCGGUUGAAACAUGCUGAUUGUUCCUUCGAAUUCGACCUGAGAGUCUUUGAAUUCUACCUCCUCGUGAAGGAUGGUCGCCACAUGGAAGCUGUUCAACAUUCAAGAAAGCAUUUGAGCAACUUCCAGGAGGGCGACGAUUACAAAGCUCGACGUCUCGGACAGGCGAUGCUGCUCCUGAUGAUGCGCACCCCUGAAGAGGUCGACUCUAAAGCUGCCCAAAAUGAGUUGAAUGAAUCAUGGAUCAUCAAGCGCUUCCACCUGGCCCUGAUGAGCUUCUACUCCUUCACCCUGCCCACGCCCUUCUCGUUGGCCGUUCGCGCGGGCAUAACCGCCAUCAAGACUCACUUUUGCUACAGCGCCAAAUCGCGUCAUCCGGAUUGCGUGGUGUGCCACCCUCUGAUUAACCGUCUGGCCCAGAAUCUGCUCUUUGGCCGUCACGACCACUCUGUUCUCACGUGUUACCAAACUGGUCUUCUGAUGAACGAUGACAAUCCGCCGAUGGCCCUUCCAAAUGGAUAUGUCUAUAGUCAACGAGCAAUCAUGGAUUUGACCGGUCCUGAUGGGAAGGUGACGUGCCCCCGUUCAGGAGAGACUUUCGGAGCGGGUGAAGCAAAACGCGUCUUCAUCCUCUGA